UGUAAAUAUAUAAAUACCUUUUAGGUAAAUACAAAUAAACGAGUGAUUCUUUGAGUAGGUACUUUUGAGCAUGGGUCCUAAAAAAGGUAAGGAUACCAAUGAUGAAAACUAUUGGAGAACUUUAAUUGAAGAAGCACCACUGGAUGACGAUAAUUGGAAAGUUAAAGUAAUAAUAAUGGAAGCAGCGGGUAGUGAUCAAGAUCGACUGUACUUAAACAAGUUUGAAGUCUUUGCCGCUGAAGAACGAAGGUUUGUUGUAAAAAAUAUUUGUAAAACUGAGACUAUUUUCAUGGUUAACCAACUUGGAGGCGAGAAAAAAGUUAAAGAUGAAAAUCUUCGAGUCUUCGAGGAAGGUCAAGCUUAUCUAAAAGAAAAAAGAGACAUCCCACCUGAUAUCUUAGCACUUAUAAUUAAGAAACUUAUUCUUAAAAUGAAGGAUGAGUAUCUUUUUAUCAAACGUCAGAGAUUGGAAGUCAGAGAGGGAAUGAAAAGAGAAUCUACAACUAUGAUAAAUAGGGCUGAAGUAAGAGGCACGGUCAUUGUCAAACCUCCAGAACCAGCUGAGCCACCUCCAGAACCUGCAAAGGGAAAAGGUAAAAAGGGAGAACCAGAGGUUCCUGAACUGCCUGAACUAGACGAGGGAAAGAAAUAUAAUACGCUACUUCGCGUAAGGGGUGAGGAAUGGAGAGAUAAAGUUUAUGUUGAUGACUAUCCUACUGAUGGUCCAAAUAUUUACGUUGCAGUAACUGGUUUUGCAGAACCAUACCUUUCAGAAAGCCUUAUAAAAAUUGGAAUACCCCUGAGAGCUAUAGUUCAAAUAAGAAUUAAUCCAACUGCAGUUAAAGUACCAUCGAGCUUAUUUCGAGCAACAAAACGAGGGCAAAGUCAAACCGAAGUUUUAAUAGAAAAGUCUUUAAAAUUUUGGGACGAUUUGCAACAGUUAAGAAUACAGUCUGAAUCAGGAGAUUAUUUUAAAUCUACAGCAUUUUUAAUAUACUCGCCUCCCUACUGGGAUGCCGAAAGUUUGUCAGGAGAACCAGAAAAAAUAUACGAUGAAUUGUGCUUCCUUAUGUAUGACAUUCAAGAUUUGACGAGACAACAUUUGCAUUAUUUGGAUAACAUAGAUAUUAUUAAUGUUCCUGAUGAUGAUAAAGAUAAAAGAUUCGAAAAUAAUUACUUUCAACAAAUCGACGAUAUACCUCUUGAGAGCACCACUAUCUAUACGACAUUAGAUAAAAUUUUAAAAACAGUUUGUAGAAGCGAACACUUUGAUGAAAACACGAGUCAAACAUCAUUAUCAACUGCUUUAACUUUGAAUCAACCUCAUGAUAAUUCAAAAGAGGAUACUAAAGCAAAACGUGCCGAAAAUUUUGUAAGCGAUGUCUUUAAAGUUCUUUGUAAUAGCGAUGCUAAGAAUAAAUCCUAUCGCAUAACUUACGGUGAAGAGUAUGAAACGCAUAAAAAUCCUGUUGUAAUUAAUUUUGGAGACAUUGUUAAGUAUAACACAUUUCAUUUAGGAAAUAUCAAUUUAGAUAAUUUAGUUCGAUGUAUGUUAUUCGGAUUGCCUACUAAUAGACUGUGGCAAUAUCACGACUAUCCGAGUGGUGAAUUAGAAGCCAAGAUACAAUUUCAUGUUAACGUUCUCUUAUCAUGUUUCGAAAGAAAUGACGUGGAGACCGCAGAGUUGAACAGACUUUUGCAUAUUUUAGCUUGUCGUAAAUUAUAUAACAACAGAAGUUCCUUAAAGAAGAUGCAUAUACCACUUAGUACAAUAUCAGAAUUUAAAAAGGUGUACCUUAAACGGAGUAUACUUGCUGAACCAUUGUUAACGUGUCCUUCUUUUUACCGUGAAUGUAGCUCAACCAGUCCAUCAUUUCCAUCCAUGGUUAAAAGCACGGAGAGUAAUCUGAAAUCGAAAAUUAGCGAUGAUGAAAUAUAUCGUAUUAAAUUUUUAUUUGAAUGUCCAGAUAUAAGUGAAUUAGUUUCAGCUGCUGAAAUAGCUAAUCAGAAACCUAUAAAUCAUAUACUGGAUGAUUUUGAAUAUUUUGAAGACUUUUCUGGGACAUGCGCAUUCCAAAUGAUGUCCGAUGCAUUCAAUAAGUUUAAUUGCGUAGAUUACAAGUAUUGUGAGGUAACAGACUGUUUUAUCAUGAUGUUCUUUAAUAGUCAUGAUCAAGAUGGUAUUUCGCGUGACGAAUGGCGAUGUCACUUACCUACGCCAUUAUGUCUACAAGAUUUUUUCGAUUUUGUGCUAGAAGAACAAUAUGAAUGGAUUAAGAAGGAGGAACAAAUCUAUGAUAAACGAAUAGCGUUAAAGUCACAGUCAGAAUUAAAAGUAUCAAAUGGAGAUAUGGCAAUACAAUCUUGUGUUGAUAAUUCUGAGGUUCAAUUGGAGCUUCUGAUGGAAGGAUCUCUUAAACAUAAAGAUUUAUUAGAAGCUGAAGAAGCUACACCCGAUGAAAGUUUUGUCCAGACCUCUGUCUCGAAAAAAACUGCAAAGACGCCAUCGGAGAGUGAUAUUGAAUCUAAAAGCAGUAAGAAAACUAAAUCACCCACUGCAACAACUCCUAAAAAUGCAAGAAAAAGCUUUCAUACAGAAUCUGCUUUACUUCAAGAUAUGCCAAAAAAACCUUUCUCUGGUUACGACUUAGGUGACAGAAGAGUGGAGGUAUUUGGUAAAGAUUCAAUAUUUUUCUCAAAAGACGGUACACGGGUAUCUACGUCAUAUUCCUUGAUUAUACCAAAAAACAUGGAAAAUAUAAGUUUAAAAAUAGUUCCUGGUAAUGGGUGCAAUGAAUUCUGGGUGCACAAAAUGUUGGGGGAUUUAAUAAGUUCCGAUGUUAUUGACGAUUGUGAAUCAUUUAGAAUUGUCAGCAAAAAUAACGUUAUUAUUUAUGUUAAAAAACAGCAUUAUGAACUGCCCCUUGCCACGGUAGCUGUUUCUACGAUAGAAACACAUAAACCACGGGAAAGUACAGUUAAAUCACCAAAUAUGUCUUCAAAAUUAAGCGCUACGGUUCCUCAGUUUUUUGAAACGAAAUAUUUUUACUCCCUCAUUGUGACAUGGCCUAAUGGCCAGAUUACGGAAACAGUUCACGAAAAUAAUUCUCAUGAGAUAUCACAUAUUAAGCAGCAUUAUCUUACUCAAUUACCGCAUUUAAAUGAAGAAAACCGAUGCAUAAGUUUAAAUGGUGAAGUAGUUGUCUUUAAUGCUUGUGGUAAUAUAGAGGUAUUACGUCCAGAUGGAUCCUAUAUCAAUAUAACAAAAUGUGUAAAACAACCCGUCAGUACGGAUUUCAACGAAUUUUUAAGUGAAACCAGCUCUGAAAAAACCAAGAAAGGUAAAGAUAAAAGCAAAGAGAAGGGAAAGCCUAGUAAAGCAUCUUCUAAGUCAUCUAAAAACGUUAUAAUUGACGAUGAUCACAUGGAUACAAAACCUUUAGAGUACGAAUUGAUUAUUGAAGAAUUUGAAACAAUUGAUACCAAUGGUGUAAAAGAAAAAUGGAUUAAUGAUAAAUCAUUAUUUAUAGAAAAACUCCUUAUAAGAACAGCAACAGACUAUUGCCUGGGAGAAGUGUUUUCAAGAAGAAUGGAUGGAACAAACGUUUUGUUAAAUAAAGAUGGUGUACAAAUUGUUACUUUUCCAAACAAUACUCGUAUUAUUACGGAGUGUUUCAUUGAAGACGAUGUUUACCCAGAGUGGAACGAAGAAGAAUUGGAAUAUUUCGCAAUGAUAGAUUCUGAUAUUGCCGAAAUAGAUACUUUAAAAUCUAAAGCUUCUGAUUCAAUGAAAAGUUAUAAUGUUGAACAAGAAGGUAGCAGUAGCUAUGUAAGUGGAAUGUCCAAGAAAAUUGAAGAAGAGGAGAAAAGAGAUAAGAAGGAACGUUCAGACGGUUAUGUUUCUAUUCAGCUUAUGUUUACUAUAGAGCAUCCAAAUUUUACAACAAUUACAAUUAACAAAUCGAAUGGGAAAGUAACCAUUGAUUCUCCUAAUAAUACUAGCAUUAGUUUAUGUAAAAACAACAAUUGCGAAUUUUUACUAGAUAAUGUCACAAACGCUGAUUUUAAUGGUGAAUAUUUAAAUAUAAACUAUGAAGCUUGUGUAGAUUGUCAGUGUAAAACUACUUGCACUGUGAAGAUCAAAUCAGAAGAUAUGUGUAGUGUUAGUCAAAUUCAUCGCAAUUGGUUAAAAAUGGAAGAUUCUUUUUGCAAGAAAGUUGUCGUUAAUGAUGAAGGUAAUAUAAAUGUAUGUAAUGACACUUCAUCUGAAGAAAUAAUUCCUGGUGAAGAAACAAGUCAGCUCGUAGGCUCUGCUAAUAAUAUUGAGACGAAGAUUCCCCCGAUUAAAUCAGAAAGCUCAAUGUUAUCGCAUGGGAAGUGUAAGCAGAUGUAUGAAACAAAAAAUAGGAGGUUUUUCAUCCUGAAACGUGAUUUGACGUGUUCAGAAUUAGUCCACCGAUCAAUUAUAGAAGAGUACAAGCAAGCGUGCCGAUGGCAACCAUGGUGUUCAAUUAACCGUUAUAACACUUUCGGGGACAGUCGAAGCAUUGUAUCUAUUUUGUCACCUGUACAUCAGACGGAGACCGAGAAAUGGUUAAUGGAAUCUAAACUAGCGAACAAGCCAAAGUUUUUGACUUAUAAGGACCUCAAAAAAGAUACCGGCAAAGGUUUUUAUCACUGGAUGCGACCGUACGGCAGAUUUGAACCCAAACCAAAGAAACCUGAUAAUGUCCUGCCCGAUAGGUUACCACGAGCUUACAUAUUCAGAGUAUUAGAACAGCAAUGGAAUGAAAAUACAAGAGAACAAUUCAAAGGUGGCAAAGAGCUCUUGCGUGCAAUUCUUCGAUAUCGUCAAGUCAUUGAAAGCGAUAGUGAAACCAUUCUCAAUAUUCCUAUCAUGGAUUUGAGGCCGGAAGACGAGAGACGCACGGAUAGUAUAAUACAGGCUAUCGCUCAUAGGACAUACGAAGACUUGAAAAUGAGAUUGGCUGAAGAUGUUCAAUCCAGAGCAAAAGCCACGAUCACCACGAAGCCGGUGCCACUGCCUGAUGAGAUCUCUAUUGAAGGGGAGAUGGAGGAUGAGGAAACAGAAGAAUUGAAAACAUCGACCGGCGAAGAGUCAAGCGUGCUACAAGAAGUGAAUGUUGUCGAGGAGAUGAGUCCGAAUUUGAAGCGGUACUGGCGCAGACGAGGGGAGGAAUUUAAGGAGGAACAGUUUUAUAAGUAUCUGCUCCGCGAAGGCAGUGUACCUCCUUACUUCCGUAACGUCCUGGGCGGUGCGAUCUGGUGGGACAUGAACAAUGCGGCUGGUGAAGCGGCCACCACGGCGGAGAGGAGGAAGAUGAAAUGCGCCUGUCCUGUUGAAGAAGUGGCUACUGAAGCGACGCCAUACAUGUAGAAUGCAAUACGGGAAUAAAUGUGAAAUUGUG
Colias croceus (clouded yellow) is the source of this 5429-nucleotide messenger RNA. RefSeq lists its product as uncharacterized. The record is from RefSeq and is a predicted model, not a curated record. The transcript has 7 exons. Lineage: Eukaryota; Metazoa; Arthropoda; Insecta; Lepidoptera; Pieridae. Gene Ontology annotation, cellular component: axonemal central apparatus. The coding region runs from base 71 to 5398 and encodes 1775 amino acids. Gene Ontology annotation, biological process: axonemal central apparatus assembly; epithelial cilium movement involved in extracellular fluid movement.